Molecule: messenger RNA, 6691 nt
Organism: Ochlerotatus camptorhynchus
Lineage: Eukaryota; Metazoa; Arthropoda; Insecta; Diptera; Culicidae
Exons: 7
Coding region: 101-6616 (2171 amino acids)
Biological process (GO): homophilic cell-cell adhesion
Cellular component (GO): plasma membrane
Molecular function (GO): calcium ion binding
Source: RefSeq, a predicted model, not a curated record
AGUGGAAGGAUUAGAAGAAUUUUACAUUUAGGCAGACAUUUUUGACUUUUCGAGAAAUUAUCUCGCGUGAACGAUCGGGCUAGAAAUGUGAUAACAGAACAUGGGAUUUAGAGAAGAAUUUCAGCGCAGCUGGGCGAGGUUUGGAGGUUUUUUGGUUGUUUUGAUAUUAGCUGGGACUGCCAAUGUCAAUGGUCAAGAUUGCUCGUCCGAUACAUUUAACUUCGAUCUCACGACAAUAGUGAUCUACAAUAUCUCCGCCAAGCAUGUGAACAUGCCCAUAGCUAGGUACGCAGUCGAGCAUGUCUCUGGGGUCACCGUGUCAGAAUUGCAGGGCUAUGGGCUCUACAUUACCGCUGAACUCAACGCAGAAGAUCCCAACGAGCUGAUCAUUAGUACCAACGAAGCAUUCAAGGACUUCCUACAGAUCGAGACAAUUCCACAGCUCGAAAGCCAGUUGUAUUUCACGUGCACAUCUGGAUCGCGGUCAAUUCGCAUACGGGUAACGAUCAAGGAUGAAAACCUUUUUCCACCAACCUUCAGUAAGGCAGAGUACACCAUCCAAUUACCAUUGCCGCUGCCCAAAAAUUUCGAUCUUACGCAGUACGUCGAUGAGGGAAAGGGCAUCAUCGCCUACGACAACGAUUUGAUCGGAAAUGAAGUCAGCUUCAAGAUCGAUGACAAUCCUUACUUUCUAGUUGAGCAAGAACCGGGAGCUUCGAAGAAGCAGUUCAUAGCUAGAAUACGAACUAAGGAAACCUUAACGCGACUAGAAGAAAAUCUCUCAGUGACGAUCAUCGGAACGGACGCUGGAGAUCCUCCAAAGACGGGUAGUGCCGUGCUCAAAAUUUCCGGCGAUCCCUUGAUACCGUACAUUGAGCCGCCACAGUUUGUAGAUCCACUGUACCGCAUAAUCUACAACCGAUUGGAAACAUUCUCCCCCAUUGAAGUCAACUUAGUAGCUGGAACUUACGACAGCUCCUCCAGAUUUAUACUCAGCGGUGAGAAUAGCGAUAUGUUUACUAUCACGGAGAAGGGGGAUCGCAGUGGAGCUUCCGUCACGCUGAGGACAGGUGUCACAAUUCCGGAAACGAUGAACUUCCUGAGCGUUGUAGUCACGGCCAGUAGGACAGGGUCCGAGUUGGAUGGCCGAACGGCGAUUGUGGUCGAUGUGGAACAAGAAGUGAAAGUUCAACCUGCCUUUGAACAGUCAAUCUACGCUGGGACUGUUGAUCAGGACCGAGUGAUCUCACUAGAGACAGACGUGAAGCUGAUAGGUUCUACGGUUCUCGAAGGAGCUGACGUAAGCCUGGGUGGAGAAGAUGCAGAAUUUUUCACGUUUCUUGACAAUGGUGGAACAAUUACAUUUAAUGCUACUGAUAACUUGACGGCGGAAGUUCUGCAGAAGAAGUUCUACUUCCAUUUCACAGUGCAAGCAACUAAAGCAGACGUUGGAAGUGCCAUUGCGUUUGUAGUUCUGGAAGUUCUGAAACAGGAUGUGAUCCUUCCAAAAUUUGAGCAACCGUUCUACGAAGGAAGCCUAACUGAGGAAGGAAUUGCAGAGAUCCCUGAAGUAAAGAUCACUGAAAAUACCUACGUCGAUAAUAUAAAGUUCAACAGUAUGGGAGACACUGACCUCUUCUCAAUCAACAUUGCUGGUAACAAGAUUACGCUGGUCCCUAAAGGAAUUACCGAGGAAAAUCUUAGUGGGAAACUAUAUCUGCUUGUCCGAAUCAGUGCAUCUCAAGAACAAGAGGUCCAGGCAGAAACGAUCGUCAUAAUCAAGAUCAUUAGGCAAGAGAUCAUCACCCCGCAAUUCGAAAACAAUUUCCUCCAAAGUCAGCUAGUCGAGGAAAAUCUUCAGUUCACACCUGUAAAGGUAGUCGUAAAUCUUACCACAUGGACAACCGCCACGGAAGUGUUCCUAAAAGAUUCCAGAAACAUUUUUGACCUGACUCCAACUACGAUUCAAAACGAAUACAGCAUAAAUCUUCGGAGUGGAGUAGAAAUUCCCCGCGAUUCACAUCUCACGGUACUGGUCGAGGCCAACAACCCAAAGUCCAGUGCAGCUGCCUGUUUUGUGUUGAUCGAAGUCAUUCGUGUCCCGUUGGUUUCUCCAGAGUUCGAACAAACCGUUUACGAAGGCACCAUAGACAGCUCCGGAAGUCUACAGGAACUGAAACUCAAGCUUAAGCCAGAAACCUACGACGACUCGAUCGCCUUCAGUCUAGUAGAUCAAGACUCGGACCUCUUCCAACUGCAAAAGCUGGAAACCAACGAACUGCUCAUCACUUUCAACGAAUCGACGACCAUGGAUGAUUUGGCCAAUCGCAGCAAUCUACGUUUCAACGUUCGAGCUGUUAAAUCCGGAUCACCGGAAGUCUUGGUACCCGUUGUGAUUUUCAUCGAGAAGGCGGAAGUGCGCGUUCCACGCUUUGUGAAGCCGUUGUAUAGAUCAUUUAUCGGUCCUGAACUAGUUCUGGAACGAUUUGAAACGAUCCAGCUGGUAGAGGAAACUGCUGCACAAGGACUAGAACUGGAAAUCCUUCAGAACAACACAGAUCUGUUCAUGGUGCAGAUGGUGCAAGGAAAUAGAAUCACGAUCGAGCUGAAUAAGAACUUGACUUCCGAUGACUUGGAAGGUCUGGAUCGGUUGGAGUUCGUGAUAGAGGUGACAAAUCCGGGCGCUGGAUCCGGCUUUGCUACGAUUGUAGUUGACAUUGUACGGGAACCUGUUGUAGUUCCUGAGUUCACGGAGGUCUCCUACUCCGGGACGCUUCAAGAAGGUUUUCAAGUGAUGACUUUUACAGAAGAGAUUACUUUGAAGCCAGGGAGCAUAACAAAUGACGUGCAAUAUGUAGUUGUGGGAGAAGAUUCCGCUUUGGUGAAACUAUCAAUCAACGAAGAUCUUAGCUUGAGUUUUUCUCUUCUGGAAGAAAUCACCGUGGAACAGCUAAAACUCAAAAGUCAAAUAAACUUCAUUGUUCAAGCUUACAACCCAGGAAGCGUAGCCACAUCUGCCAGCAUUGUUGUUCGGAUUGUUCGACCUGUACAGGUUGCCUUCAGAAAGUCAUCCUUUAACGGAGUCCUAACCGAAGGUCAAACUUUGGUUGAUUUCCAAUCAGAUCAAAUACAAUUUAUGGAAGGUACACUUCUGGCAGGAGUCAGCUUUGAACUCUCUGAAGGAGAGUCUAAUCUCUUUCUGGUUUUAAUGACUGCAGAAAAUGUCGUGCAGCUAUCUUUGAAUCCUUCAGUUAUCUGGAAUCAGAUUCGAUUCAAUUAUUACCUAUCAUUCAAACUGUCGGCAACAAAUCCAGGAUCGGAUCCAGCAACUACCACGAUCAUAGUCAAUAUCGUCAAUAACCCAGUGCCCACGCCAGUCUUCACCAAGACCUUUUACCGAGGUUCUCUUCAAAAAGGCAUCCGCGAAGUGAGUUUUUCCGCUCCAGAGGUGAUCACGCUACAAGCAGACACGGUCACGACCACUUUAGCCUACCAGGUCACCGAAAACGACGCCGACUUGUUCGACGUGGUCCGCGAGGAUAACAAAUUCAAGGUAUCACUGAACGAAGCCCUGGACGAGCAGAUCAUCGAAGGCCGCGAUCUUCUGAGUUUCAGAAUCGAGGCCAACAACCAAUUCGGUGCAACGGACAGCGCCACAAUCAUUGUGAGCAUUCAACUGGAAGAGAUCAUAGCACCGGUAUUCGUGGACGUAAUCUACCGUGGAUCGAUCAAGGAGCAAUCUUCGGAUUUGUCUUUUUCAACUGAGAUGAGGUUCCUAUCGGGGACCGCAAAUGGUAACACUGAAGUUGGAUUAACUGCCGGCGAUGCGGAUUGGUUUUCGGCAACUCAUGACAACUCCAAGGUGAUCAUUACAGUUAAGGACUCAAACUCAAUCAAAUGGGAUGAGAUAACCGACCGCAGCUUUUUAAGUUUUGCCUUGCAAGCUGUCAAUCCGGGAAGUUCGUCAGCAUCGGCUUUUGUGAUCUUGGAUAUCCAAAGGACAGCUGUGAUCACGCCAAAGUUCAAAUCGCUAUCGUUCCAGGGGAGCUUGAAGGAAGGAUCACGUGAAGUGGACUUUUCCGAGGGAGCAGCGAUCGAGUUGCAGGAAGGCAGUUUGAUUCCAGGGCAUCAGCUGUCAUUGUCCGGCAGUGACUUCGAAUUGUUUGAGCAUGAGUUGGAGGGGCUUCAAGUGAAGAUCACUCUUAAGGAUAGCGUUACGAAGGAUGAUCUUGACGAUCGUACGUAUCUUCGAUUCAACGUAGCAGUGACGAAUCCAGGAAGCGAAACCGCAACGGCAAAUGUUUUGGUAGAUUUGGAGCGUGAGACUGCCCCUUUGAAUGGUCCACUGUUUGAAAAGUUCUUCUACAAUGGUUCUAUAGGGCAAGAUCUCAUACUCAGUUUGGAUGAGCCGAUUGCGAUUAAGCAGGAGACAUAUUCAGCUGAUGUCCAGUACGAAAUAGUUGAAACCAACAAUGAUCUUCUCCAAGUGGUCAAGCAAGGUCGAGAAGUCCUUGUGCAACUUGCGAGGCCAAUCACGAUUGAUGAUCUACAAGGUCCGCAAAGUCUCCACAUAACCAUCAAGGCCUUCAAUGAACUGAGUGCAGAGAGUGUCUGCUUCCUUGUCAUUUCGCUUCCAGAGGAGAGUCAAGAACCUUGUGCGUCCCCCGCACCACCUUCAGUCGACUGCACAGACUGUUACGAUUGUACUUCGGGAGGUCCCUUAGAUGAUGUCCCCGUAUUUGCAUACGGCAACUACCGUUUCUUCUUUAAAUCCGACAAUACAGGUCUGAUCGGUACCGUUAAAGCUACUGUGAAAGAUCCUUCGACGAUACUAGAGCACCGAGCAGACUUUACCGAUGCUUACCUCCGCUCCAGAGUAUCCUUUUCGUUGGAGGGCAUUCUUCGAGUAGAGCAACCUCUUCUUCCCGGUCAGUAUACCUUCAAGGUCACAGCUCUCAACUCCCAGUCGCAAAAGCAAUCUUCAGUCAACGUCCUGCUGGACAUAACCCAAGACCAAGAGUGCCCAGCAAACCCGGAGGCACCGAAGAUCACCACCGUCGAGAAACUUCUGCUCAUUGAAUCCCUCCAGGAGGAAUCACCUCAUCAGAACAUAUUCCCUUCCCAACUUGGCUCUUGCGAGUAUGAACUGAUCGACGAAAAGCCUUACCUUGGCUUUAGCUACUUUGAAAUAGAUUCUGAAACCCACUGGCUUACAUCCCGUAGCUUCGAUCGUGAAAACACGACCCUCUUCGAUGGAAUGAUCAUCCCACAGUUCCAGCUCCGACUGCAUCUCGUUUGUCCAACUGAUCCAAAUCUACCACGCUUGAUCAAACGAUCGCUAAUCGAAACCGGUGAUCUAAACUAUGCUCGAGAUGUAACCGUGAUCAACGUCAUCGUGGUGGACAUCAAUGAUAACAAUCCUCAGUUUGUUGAACCACCAACAUCAAACGACGCAUUCCACAUUGGAUUUCCAGUUUCAUCGAUCGCCGCCGGGUUGAUGCUUCCUCAUCUGAUCACCGUUCGAGCGGAAGAUGCCGAUGAAGGUUUGAAUGCGGAAAUUCGGUUCAGCUUGAGCAGCAAUACUCACUUCGGAAUUGAAUCGGAAACGGGAAUGAUCUACCCGUUGAAGGAUGCUAUGAAAACGGAUACUGUGACUACGAUUGUGGUUACAGCUACCGAUCGGGAUGGAGCCAGUGACGGAAGAUCUUCCUUAGUUCAGUUGCGCGUUCAUCGAUUGGAGGAAGAUCAUUUGGUCAUGAUGACUAUUUUAGGGCAGGUGGAUGCAGAAAACUUGAUUCAACAGAUCAAUGCCAAUACGAGGGGAGUUCAGGUGAAGGUGUUGACGCAGGCGAGAGUUCCCGAAUUAACAUCCGAUAGCAAGUCCCUGAGGCAGUCUUCCUCCGAGGGAAGUAUCCUUCGGAUGAUCGUUUACGCCUUCAACGGCCAAAAUGAAGUGCAGAGUUCCGAAACGAUUACAAGCAUAAUUCAGUCGUCAUCCGUUUCAACCAUUGUAACUGCAGAGUCCUACACAAACGUGGCAUGUUUGAACAAUCCGGAAUGCAGUGGAUACCAAUCCAGUGAUGAAGCGAACGUUGGUCUCAUCGUAGCCACAUCCAUUUUGGGAGUUCUCUUCCUGAUUUCCACAGGCCUAGCCAUCUUCCUAUAUGUACGAUUCGUACGACCCCUGAACCGCGAACCGGCUAAUCCAUCGGACGUAGUUCAGUUGGAGAAUGAUUUCGAAAUUUCACCACCCCCGUCUCCACCGAUGUUGGCUGGAGGGAAGCUGAAAGCUACUGAAAGUCCCGAGAUGGAUGAACGGAAAACUUCGAUCCAGAUCCUGGGGAUUACCGAUCAGGAAUCCGAAGAUUCCAGCAUUCCCACGGCCCAGCUGGCGCACUCCCUGGAUGAUCGUCUAGAACGAGUUGACGAAUACGGGACCAUCUCUUCGCGGGAUACCAUCGAGGAUUCUUCCUCGCUCUCAAUGAAUGAACCCCGAAACGUGAAAUUCAACGAAAUGGUCGAAAGAAUAGAAGUCGUCGAACAUCAUCCGGAAGACCACCGAAAACACCGGGUGGACUUUGGUGAUGACGAUUCAGUCUACAGUGAGCGGAUGUAGGUAGGCUUGUUAGUCUGUAGGCGUAGAUUUAUUGCAUUACGAAACCUGGUAUUUAUAAUAAAAGCUAUUUUUACG